AUGCCCCGCAGGUCGUCCACUGCUCUGUCACGUACAGCGUCCGUAAGCUCUACUGCUUCAUCACAUCAAGGUGGAAAACUGCAGUUCCCUCUGCCAGAUGAUUACUUUCCACCAGUCAGCCUCACGCUAGCUCAAGUGCAGCAGUUUCACACUCAGGUGGAAGAGCUGGCCAUUGACGCAAUGGAGUCAUGCCGGGAUCACGAAAACCGAGUUGCCGGUUUUAGCAUCGCGGACGAUAAGCAGUGGCAGGAUGUAACACGAGAUUCAGACUUAUCGAUCGUCCGCCGCAAACAGGGAUCGCUCACGAUAACACGCACGUUCGGUACAGUCAUGAGCAACUUCCGCCGCUUCGUAGACUUUUUUUCGUCUGAGACGUCAGAGCAGCUAUUCGCUUGGAAUCAAUUUUUCUUUGGAUGCGCUGUUGAUGCCGUCGCGUUGUGUAGUCUUAAUAUAAACAAGUCAGCGAAACAUGCGACGCUUGGUAUCAAAUGGACUUGCAUUCAGCCUUCGAUGCUCACGCGCAAACGAGACGAAUGCUUUCUCGAAUAUAUAACGUAUAAGAAAGACGAUCAAGGCCGCGAUGUGGCGAUAAUUGUAAGAACUCCCGUCGAUAUUCCCGAAUGCCCGCCGUUUCCGCACGAGCUUAAGACAAAGCGGGAGAAAGUCACGUCUGUCAUGGUAGUGCGCAAAGCGGAUUUGUGUCCGGACAAGACGCAGAUUUUUAUGCUGAGCAAAUGUGAGCACAAGGGACUCACAGCUACCACCAAGUUUUGCAAAAAGCUUUUACGAGCAUUUAAAGACGUGUCGCUCUCUGCCGAUGCAAAAAAAAUAGCCACAUCUCCAGGAUUAGCGGAGCAGUCUUACGCUGGAGGCGAUCCUUAUUCUAUAGGAGAUGGCAUUAGGCCGUGGGUGCCGCCGGCUACUAUACAACAAGGCUGCACGGACUGCUCUCGGACCUUUCGAGCGGGUCGUCGACGUCGUUACUGUCAAUUGUGCGGAGACAUGUUCUGUUCAAAGUGCCUUGUCAGACGGGCUGGAAUUCGGCAAGAAAAGAAUGGCACGAAUAACCAAAUCCCCAUGACUAGCCAGCGAACAUUUCGUGUGGCUCAGUCGCUCUUCUGCAAAGUGUGUGUCGGUCGUACUCGUGAAGAAGACCCGGAACCUAUUCUAGAACAUGCCGAGACAACCCGUUCCUCCGUCGUCUCGUCUAAGUCGUCUCAAGCAACUCGCCGUUCGUCUCUGACAAAAUCGCAGAUACCGAAGUCAUCCACGCCGACUUCUUCAGUAUCCCGUAGCUCCCUCUCGUACCAGAAGGAUGCGCCUCGACGCAGUGCUACCUGGAUUGAAGAGCACCGUAAUUCUUGGUGGUCUGAAAAUGAGUCUGACACGUGCAGCUGGAAGUCUGGCUCCAGUCGCUUCAGUACUAUCUCACGCAAUUGUAGCGGAGCCCCCACGGUGCGUUCGUCCUUUAGCUCAGAGUACUCCUAUAGUAGAAAUUCUUUUCUAGCGGUGCAGUCUUUAGAAACUCCAUGCGAGAUUGAUGCAGACCGGAUAAAUGACUGCAUUGAUGAGCGCUCAAGUAUAUACGAAGUAAUUGACACAAAAGACAUGACACCGGAGUCGGAGCAUCAGAAACAACUGCGAAGUCAGCAGUCUUCUGCCUCCGUGUGUACGGACUCCACUGAUGAUGGCGAACAUCAUGAUGGUAUCCGUAAUCGAUACACAUCGACGCCAAUAGCCCCAACAUUUUUGCCGCCGCAUUCUAACAUUGCCCGACGUACACACAGCACCGACCAGAAUGAUAAUGCUGGCUCAUCCAAGUCGUUAGAACAGUGCAUCGCGGAGCAAAAUGAGCUUCUACAACAGGUAUUAUCGGCGAGCCGUGGUUUUUCUCCUGAUGUUCGGGCACGAGUCAAGGCGUCUUCCGCGGGUCAAAGUACUGACGAUGAUGACGACGACGAAGGGCACGAUGACGGCGUUUAUGAGCUCUGA
Messenger RNA from Plasmopara halstedii, 1992 nucleotides. RefSeq lists its product as hypothetical. The record is from RefSeq and is a predicted model, not a curated record. The coding region runs from base 1 to 1992 and encodes 663 amino acids. NCBI's taxonomy places the organism in Eukaryota, Oomycota, Peronosporomycetes, Peronosporales, Peronosporaceae. The transcript has 2 exons. Gene Ontology annotation, molecular function: metal ion binding.